This is a messenger RNA of Neurospora hispaniola, 369 nucleotides long. RefSeq lists its product as uncharacterized. The transcript has a single exon. The coding region runs from base 12 to 191 and encodes 59 amino acids. The record is from RefSeq and is a predicted model, not a curated record. Lineage: Eukaryota; Fungi; Ascomycota; Sordariomycetes; Sordariales; Sordariaceae.
GGCUCUUUUAGAUGGAUAUUGUCUCGGUGUCUCAACAUGGCAGAUUGUUACGCUGUUUCUUUCCCCCAAAGUUGUGCGCGUCUCGAGGAAUUGCAUCUCCUGGUUGUUGCUUGACUUCCAUUGCAUCCCCUGUUUGGACUGAAGUGGGUGGAGGACUCAUCAAAACAAACGGACCGAUCAACGACACAUGAUCAAACUAUUAAGUUCACAAAACUCCGAAGCCGUUGACUAGCAACUUCGACGACAACUUCCAUUGUGUAGUGUUCUUUGAGGCUCGGUACAUGCAAUCGACCGAGAAGACUUGAGCAACUGAGAUCAUCUUCCCUUUUCUUUCACCUUUUCUCGAAAGCUUCCAAGUCUCUUCUUAAC